AUGCGCAUCCCCAUUAGCCUCCCCAUCUCCCAACAGAUAGACAUGAGAGACCACCCCGUGAAGACGCCAGCCGAGUGGCCCGGCGUGCUGAAGACGCCGGGAGCGACCGACUGGCCAGGCUCGCUGAACCCGUUCGAAGGCGAGUUCGCCCUCUACGACAUGCUCAAGUUCCGAUCAUCAGUCGACUACACCGUGUCGCGCAAGUCCUCCGGAGUCGUCCCCGAGGAAGUCGCCUCGGCCGUCGAGUCGCUAAGCAAUAGUGGUCCUUCCAGCUCACCGUCGGCGCAGUCCGACUCGACGUACCGUACGCCUUCAACACAUCGCUCGACUUCCACCCAUCAUGUCAGUUUCGCCAGCGCUGGCAGCUCGCCGACCAUGGAGACGCCCACAGCCUCCUCAGUGCUUAGCGCGGCUCCAGCCAAGCCGUUCUACAAGCACCCAUUCGCCGUACCCGAUCCCCGCGGCGAUCCCAAGGUCCACGAGCGGAUGGAGCUCGACCGUCCCCAUCCCUUUUCGCUGGCUGAGGGCAUUGCGAGGAGUCUGAGCGCCCCACCACCGCCCGCUCCGCCUCCGCCCACCAGGGCGCCUUCGAUUGUGUCCAGCAUCAGGAGUGGAAGGAGCAGGCUCGGCAGUCGGGACGACACCGAUAUUCACAUGGAACACAUGGAACAGAGGCGCAAGGCGGAGCGGGAUGAGUUUGGGAAGCACCACCAUCACCUCGACGCCUUGCUGAAAGCUAAGCGGAUGUCGGGCAGGCCGCCAAGCGGUGCACUGUGGUCAGGGUGGGAGUGGGUCGCUCUCCUUGCGAUCGUCGAAGAGCGCUUUGAGCACACUUUGGGCGCGCGUCGAUCAGACAACGCCGUAAACGAGCUGCGGAGCGGACAAUCUGACACGGUGCCGCAAGCAAGUGCCGUGCAGAUCCAGUCCAGAUGA
Trichosporon asahii var. asahii CBS 2479 is the source of this 933-nucleotide messenger RNA. RefSeq lists its product as uncharacterized. NCBI's taxonomy places the organism in Eukaryota, Fungi, Basidiomycota, Tremellomycetes, Trichosporonales, Trichosporonaceae. The record is from RefSeq and is a predicted model, not a curated record. The coding region runs from base 1 to 933 and encodes 310 amino acids. The transcript has 3 exons.